GGUCCGGCUCCAACACGUCAGCAAAGUUUAUUUUGCACAGGCGCAAUUAAAGACACCUAUCGGGGUGUUCAGGAACAUCACUUCCUGUCCCAGUAACGCAGGGGCAUACAGAUGGUGCAGUUUUAAUCCCCUCUGCUUCAUAAAUAUUUAUUCCGCAUACUCCACUGGUAAUGUGCGCCACACCUAUCAUUUUCAUCCAAAAAAGUGCCAUAAACGUGACGCAGAGUCCCGACCUUAAUUAACCCAUCACGGUUUUUUCAUUAAGCUCAGCACAAUGGGAGCUUAUUUUGUUCACCUGUAACGCAAAAAAAGAGAAAAAAAUGGGAAAGAAUGUGAUCCGAGCCGCGCAACGUAAGCGCAGACGCACUUUUACGCGUCGGAAUCCGAGCUGUUUAUGGCGCUUUUACGCACGGCGCACGGAAUUAACCUGCGUGUCCAAUAAUCUUUAAUAUCUGCGGGGGUUACAUAAGGGAUUUGAUAGCCGAGUGUGUCCCCUCUGAAUGUCAGCAAUCAGCCUUGGGGGGAGCUGUGGUCUGUUUACUAGAGGGAAGAGGGGAAGGAGAGAAGAGGGAGAGGGCGAAUGAAGGGAGGGGGAGGCCGGGAGAGAGCGGAGAGAGAGGGAGCGAGAGAGGAGGGAGGGCAGGCAAGAAAACUUUUCACUUCUGAGGAGCCACGGAGGAAGCGUGUGAGUGUGUGCGUGCUGGAGCGGCGACCAUGCAGGAGGAGUCUGGAGAGACAGUGAGCAGUGAAAGCAAUGGGGUGUCGGAGUGGCUGUGCCCCCUCUGCCAACAAGGCCAAGCCGACAGAUCCUCCCUGUCUCUGCAUCUCACUGACCAACACAGCGUACUUCCAUCUUGCGUUGACAGACUGCUGGACAUUGCUGUUUUGAAACGUAGUUCCAGUGGAGAAGGGGAGUCCAAAGCUGCUCAAAAGUCUUCAGAUGCUGUAUCUCCACAACCGAAGCCCACACAAGACAUCAGCUCAGACCCCUGCCAGUCUAGUGAGGGUUCAACCUCUUCCUUGACACCCACAGACAAAGACAUGGAUGAAGAGCGAAUAUUGGAACAGGAGGGAGGUGAGGUCAACCCGGAGCCAGAAGAGGAGGGAAACUCGGCUGCAGGAGUCAAACAGCAAAACGCAACUGAAAAUGCAGAAGUCGCAGAUGCUGGUGAAAAGUUAGGUGGUAAAAAUGUGCCACCUGAAAGUAACACCAGGUCUUUCAAAUGCAAUGCCUGUCUGGAAACAUUUCCCAGCAGAACUGCCUUGAGUGUCCACUACAACUCUGCAUCUCAUAUUCAGAGGAUGACAACAGGCUCUGCAAAGCAGAGUGGGGAAAAUGAGUCCCAGAAUCCUUCAGUUCCUGUCCUCUCUCGGCCAUAUAUAUCCAACAAACCAUACCAGUGUGCUAUAUGUAGAGUCUCAUACAAUCACGCCAUCACUCUUGAGAGCCAUAUGAAGUCUGUGUUGCACCAGACCCGCAGCAGAAAUGCUGGAAUUGUUGCAAAUGCUGCAAACAGCGCGGUGGCGACUGGCAGUAACACUAGUGCUCCAAACACUGUGGCGAGCACAUCUGGAAGUGGAACCAGUCAGUUAGUUACCACCACCAACUGUGCUGCUCCCGGGACCUUGAUGGUGACUUCUGCAAAAGACGGAGAGCAGAUCCAAACUUCACAAGUGGCCCCCUCCCUCCUCACCUCCCCUGUGGCUUCAGCACAGGCGGUCUCGGCCUUCCUCACCCUCCUCACAUCCAGCCCCAACACCAUCUCACACUCCCUCCUCCCAUCCCUGUUUGCAACCGGCGCUGCCCCCGGUGCCGCUGCGCCUCAGCUCGUGCCUCAGCCUCAAAUGGUCAUGCCCUUGAUCUUGAAUGGGCUCCAAGCCCAAACCCAGCAGCACCCAGAGAACCAGCAAAGCCAGCUCCUCACCCAGUGUGUGCCAUUCGUAGGUCUCAGCACAGCCCAGCAAGCCCUCCUAACCCAAAGACUUAGCAGCUUACAGAACCAGUGGCCCUCUGCAGGAGUUCCAGCAAACAUACAGCCCUCCCUGGAAGAGCAAAAACAGAGUUUAAAGAGUGAGAGAGAACAAGAGAGGCCAGAUAGUGAUGAGAGCAUUGGUGAGAAGGUCUCAGAUCAGAUCAAGGACGGGGAUAGCAGGACUACAGAAAACAUUGCAAAAGAGAAACUUAAGGUAGAGGACAGUAAAGAAUUUGCACAAGGUCUUAAUAUAGAAAGCAAAGUGAAGGUUGAGAAUAAUGAAGACAAUGGGAAGGCACAUAGAGAUAGCACAACAGAUGGAGACAGCUCGAAUAAUCAGUUGGACCUGGAAGGUGAUAAAGCAGCUAGCCUGAAUCUCUCCCCAGCGGGCACAGAGAAGAGCCUCCGCAAUAACAACCUCUCGCCUUCUGCAUCUGUGCCCAGCAACUCAAGCCUCAGUCCUAUAAAUUUAAACCUAACACUUAGCCCUGAUUCUACUCCUCAGAAAUCACAUUCGGGUGCGAGCCCUUGCGGUUCUGUUGGUACCCCAAAAUCCAGCCCGAGUACAAAUGCCUUAACUAACAACCAAACUCGGUCCGUUUUCUCAGACCUUCCUGUACUGUCAGAGUUCCAGUCAGAGGUUCUCUGGGCGUUCUUUGAGUCCCGGAGCGAGGCUGAUGCUGCCAGUCCACCCCACGAAGACUGUGAGGCACUGGGCAGGGAAGUAGGGCUCUCUGAGGAGGAGGUUCGCAGGUGGCUGAGCCAGGCUCGACACGCCAAACAGAGGCAGAAAGCGACAGGUAUAGAACACCUGCAGGCCUUGGCAGGAUUUACCAGACAUAUUCAAGGUUCUGAUAAUGAUUAUGAUGAUGAGGAAAGCUCACUGAUUAUAGCAGAAGGUGAGGAUGAUGCUGAAGCAUCAGGAAGUCAGGCGAUGGAUUUGUCUAGUACAAGAGGAAAGCGUAAACAGAGAGAAUGGGGAAGGGAGGGACUGGGGGACUCCUGCCUCACCUCUGACUCUGAGAAUGAGGUCUACACUUCUGUUAUUGUGUCUGAUGAGGAAAGUCAGAAUGGGUCUUUGAGGGAGGGUCCUGAGAGCCCCGCAAAGGACGAGGCUCAGCGUGAUGUCCACAGUGAUAAGGGCUCAGUCGGUGGAAAGGUCCUGCGCUCCACCACUGUGUUUCUGUCAGAUGCAGAGGACGAGUAUGAGGACGAGGAGGGCGGAGGGGGUCAGAGGGCCAGGAGGAAAAAACGAAAGGGGGAGUUUGAGCGUGAUGAGGUGGAAGUAAAGAAGGAAAGACAGGACCCAGAUGUGGAUUUGGAGUUGGAGGCCCAAGGGGAUCCUCCGAAUUCACAGCCCCAUUCUAUAGAUAUUCCAGCUGGAGCUCUCCACUCUCUACCGUUGUCCCUUACUCCCUUCUCUACUCAGUUCCUCAGCCCUUACGUCCUCUCUCUCACUCCAUCAGUGGUUGGAGACGGGAGCAAAGUGCCAGUGUUUCCCAAUCCACCGACCAUCACACGCUUCCCUAAUUCGCUGCUGUCACAGUCCCUCUCCUCCCACAACCCGGUGUCCCACUACCUGUCCAACGGGGGUGACUGCGAGUCUGCUCUGGAUCUGAGCAUGGGCAAAAACAACUCAAAAUCUGUCUCUUCCACGCUAUCGCUGGCUGAUAAAAUCGCGGCACAGAAGGGACAGUUGUUGGAUGGGCUUGGUCUGAGGCCUACAUCCAAAGGUCUAGUUGUGGUUCAGGUGAAGCCAGAGUCUGCCAUGCCUUCCUCCAAUAGCAGCAUGAAUCUAAUCAACUGCAAUAACAUGACAAAGUCUAGCCUGUACAUGAGAGCGGCAGAGAAGAUGAACACCACACUACUGGAAAGGGAGAGAGAAAAAGAGAGGGAGAAGGAAAAGGAGAGGGAACAGGAGCAGCAGGGGAGAAAAGCCAAAGGUAAAAGGUAUCGGGAUAUGAGGCGUUCAAGAACCAUCAUUCAAGCUGAACAGCUAGACAUUCUGUACGGCUGCUAUUUCAAAGACCCAAAUCCUGGGAAACAUGAAUUUGAACAGAUUUCAGAGUGGGUCCACCUUCCAAAGAAAGUUGUUCAGAUUUGGUUCCAGAACAUGAGGGCGAGGGAGCGGAAGGGCGAGGUUCGAUUCAUCAGCGACGGGACCCUUGCGGCCGUCGGCAAACCUUUAAUCAAGUUUACCUGGCCUCUUUCCAAACCAAUAUUCUCCAACAAGCCCCCUGCAAACAACACUGGGUGCAUUACAACUACUCCAAUCGUACGCACCCUCAUCAAGACAGAGAGAGAGCCUGUUAAAGAUCUGGGAAAACCAGCUGUGGUGAAAAAAAUCACCCCUGUUCCCAUUAAACCUAAGGAGGUCGUUUCCUCCACUGCAAUCUCACCUGUGAGCAGCAGUGCUUCUGCAGUGCCAAAGACCAAGCUCGAAACCACCAGCAAUGUCACCAUGGUCAAAGUCGCACCCAAAGUCAACACACCUGUCCUUCUAGCUCCACCCAAGGAUCCCAUUCCCAUCGCUCCGAGGCCAGCCCAAAAGCGAAAGCAAGAUGAAGAGAGCGAAGAAGACAAGACGGAUGACGAGAAAGACAAUGAGAAUAACAUGGGUGGUGGACCUGGAACUACAAACCGCAUGGUGCCCAAGCUGCCUUCGACGCCCAUCAACAACCGGCCUUCUGCCACAUCGGCGGUGUCGCAAAAACAAAACGGCCUCAAUUACUGGACGCCCAAAGUACCCAUUAAGAUCAACACCCUAUCGAGAGAACAACUGGCCCUGCCCACGCACACGCCUCCUCGCACCAUCCCGCCUCCUCCCACUCCCAGCAUCGCCCCAGUUAGCCCCAACACCCCCAGCUCUGCCAAAGUGGCCAGCCCCACCACCCCAGCCGUCGCCAAGUCCAGCCCAUCUGAAGGCAGCUUUUUGCCGCAUUCAUCGAGUCGGAGGCCGCGCACGCACCUGUCCUGCCUUCAGCUGUCCAUCCUGCAGUCCUGUUACGAGACCUGCGCGCACCCCAAUGCCAUGGAGUGUGAGGCCAUCGGCAGCGAGCUCAACCUGCCUCUCAAAGUGGUGCAGAUCUGGUUCCAGAACACCAGGGCCAAGGAGAAGCGCUGGAGGCUGCAGCAGGAGAAAAUGUCUCCUCUGUCAGGUGGGAAGGUGGACAUGAGUUCUGGAAGUUAUCUGCAGUACAGUGCCCUGAAGGCCAACCGACCCAUCCUGCCCAAACCCGUGCAGCUGACGGUGACCGAGCCCCCGUCGUCCCCGGUGGCAGGUCAGCCCGUUCCCAAGGAGACGCUGACGGGCCGCUGCGAUGCCUGCAAAGUCUCCUUUGAAUCCCGCGCCGCCGCCAGGGCCCAUGUCUUCUCUCCACGCCACCUGGCCACUCUGAGAACCACUAACUUCGGCCAGCCGACAACACUCGUCAACAAGAACGGAACCGGCGGCAGCGGACCUGGUGGCGCUCAGAGUUCGCAGGUCUCUGUGUCCGCCCCUGUGACCGGUUCUGGUUCUGGAGGGGAGAUGGUCAUGGAGUCCCCUCAGCCGGCGGCCACCAGCAGCAGUUAAAGACUCAGAUCAGGAUUGGUCUGCACACUGACUAUUCUUGGACCCAUUUGGGCUCCUCAGAUUUUAAUAAACCAGUUUGAGCACUAAUCCUCAAAAGCUAAUAUUCUUUAGUUUUUGAUGUUUGCUCCCCCUGCACCCGCGACCCUCUGCUCAUCCUUCACUGACUUGUAACUCAUUAAUCUAAAGGUUUCACCUGGAAUCAAAUCAAAUACGCCAGACAAUUUCCACGCUGCUUAACACUUAAUCAGCCGCUGCCUGAUGAGUGACGAACAUGUCUCAAGUUUCCCUCAACCUUGACACACUUUACCUAACAGCAGUUUGGUCCUAACCCUGUGGUUAUAUAUUACCUUUUUCUAUGACCUUCCUAUAAUUUGUAAAGGCACUCGACUUGCCGUGCUUGAACUAUCCUACCCUUAAGACUGAUGCAAGAGUUUUUCUUCUGUGAAGUGGCCAUUUUCUCGUGGGCUCAAACACUUUUUUUGGGAUAACAUGAAAUACUUACCAUGAAUAAACUGUUUGCUCCUGUGGAAUUGUUUUUCCUUAUGCCUACUUUCACUUGUAGGGCAGACAUUGCUUGGAUAGAACACAAACAGACUGAAGAACUGGUUCGACCGUCACCUUUCAUUUGCUGCAGGAGUGUGGUCUGGAGAGCGUCGCGUCUACUUAUUUGGGAUAUAAAAGAGGUACUUUAGAGAGAACAGGGCUGUUGAAUCGUCCCCAAUUAAAUGUUCAUAGAUUUUUCACGACAAUCCAAAUAGACAGGGCAAAAAGAGGCUGAGGGAAGUAGAAUCCUGGCAUACCGCACUUUGACACAUUUUACAUUGAAAUGUUUUUAAGCAUUCUAAUGCAAGUGUCUUUUUAUGGAAAGAUACAACAAUGCAUGUUGGAUGCCUUAAUAUAUAAUCAUGUGAAAUAAAUUGAUUUUUCUUUUUGCUAGACUAAUGAAACAUGCUUUAGAUGUGAGCAGAUCUGGGUGUGUAAAUGAAGAAGAGCUCUGUUUUAAAGGCUUUUACAUUCAUUCUUUUGGAGGGGAAACAGCUGAAUGUCACAUUCUUAUCUGGAAAAACUCUGAAUCCUAUCAGCUCCAAUUGCAGCCAAGGACUCCGGUUAGGACUUUUCCUUCUUUUCUAUGAAUCUUUGAUCCUGUGGAACUCUUCACUCCCUUCUUAAAUCACAUGUGUGUUGCUCUUCAAAAAAACAAAAACAAAAAAAUACCUGGGGGGGAAUAAACGUUGUCACCUACUGAAGGUGUUGGAGAUGAAACGGCCUUAAAGAGGAAGCGGCACCAGAAUGAAUUUUAGCCACAUCUGUCGCUGUUUUCUUAUGAUUUUUUUUAACAUCUUUUUUUUUUAAUCCUCCAUGAAUUCUGUGGUCACUUAUAUUUAUUCAAAAGCAACACAAGCAAAUAAUUGGUGUUUUUAUUUAGGUCAAAAGCCAAACACUGGGAAACACAAGGACAUGGCUUGAAAAGGUGUUUCCCACACUUCCCCUCCCUCUCAUUUUUUUUUUUUUUUUCAGUUUUGAAACAGAGUUACUAAUUCUGGAAUUGUACGUGCUGUGAAAUGAGAUCUAACUAUAUCUGGAAACCAAGACAAGGGAGAACGUUGGGUAUUACCAGUAUCCCAAAGGACUAACGGAUACUCUGAACCUAGCAAGCAAAUUGGGAAACUUUAAUAAAUGUGUUGACUGAGAGCUAAUAAGAUGGUGCUGUUUUGAAGGACGCAUAACAUACUAAAGAUGUUUUCCUUCAAUUUAAGUUGUAUAUUAAUGUUACUAUUGAUAGUUUUAACAAAAAAAUGCAAAACUAAAACCUGAACUUUUUUUGUAAAGAAUAUAUUAAAAUAACUGAUAUUCCAAAGUAAUCCUCCCUUCGCUUUCUGUCAUUCAGAAACCAAAAGCAAUCUUGAGGUCGACAGAGAGCAGGAGAGGUGUUUUUCUUUCUAUUUUUAUUUUAUUUUUAUUUUUUUUUCCUCGCAAAUGCAAACUGUAAAAGGACGUCCCAAGGCUCGACACUUGCACUAGUAGUCCGAGAUUUUUUUGCACAAGCUACAGGCGUUUUUUUCAACACAGCCAUUAAGACUCACUCGUGGUGUCCGGAAACAAUCGGCGUCCUCUCUCGAGAGUAAUAAUCUGAACUCUGGAAAACUGUAUCUUGUGUGUAAAGACAGGACUGGAGUGCUCGAAGCUCAAGACUGGGAUCACACACACACACUCACGCACGCACACACACUGACACGGUGUUGCACUGUCCAAACUAGAUAGGUUUUUAUGGAGAUCUGCUUUUUAUUCUCUUAUGUUUCAUCGUCACUUUGAUUAUCACUAUUGUUAUAACUGUACUACUACUUAUAUGAUUAGCAUUACUACUCAUCACUGUUUUUUGAUUAUUAUUAUUAUUGAUCCAUAAUGGUUUUAAAUGCCACCUCUCUGCUCGGAAAAAGAGUAUGGUAUUCCUCUGAAUAUUGAACAAUAAUAGUGGCAGUGUUGUUAUGAAUUGUUAGACUUUUUGAUUAAGCUUAUCUUUUCCUCCUCACUUGUACCUGCCUUUUUGUGUUUGGUCUCCAUUAUGCUUUCUUUGAUAUACAGAAAAAAAUAAAAUCAGUUGAACAACA
Messenger RNA from Sphaeramia orbicularis (orbiculate cardinalfish), 8156 nucleotides. RefSeq names its product zinc finger homeobox 2 (gene zfhx2). The record is from RefSeq and is a predicted model, not a curated record. Lineage: Eukaryota; Metazoa; Chordata; Actinopteri; Kurtiformes; Apogonidae. Bases 715 to 5547 code for a protein of 1610 amino acids. The transcript is spliced from 5 exons. Gene Ontology annotation, molecular function: zinc ion binding; RNA polymerase II cis-regulatory region sequence-specific DNA binding; DNA-binding transcription factor activity, RNA polymerase II-specific. Gene Ontology annotation, biological process: regulation of transcription by RNA polymerase II; regulation of neuron differentiation. Gene Ontology annotation, cellular component: nucleus.